CUUGAGGCAGAAGAUACAUUACACUCAGUAAUGGAGCAGAACAACAACAAUGUAGAAGAUUUCUCCUUGAAUGUCUUUUCUGUCACUCCUUAUCAGCCAAACAGAUCCGAUGCCCUGGUGUCAGAUGGGGAUAAAGCUGGUGCCACUUUGCUCUUUUCAGGUGUGUUUUUGGGACUGGUGGGGAUCACUUUCACUGUGAUGGGAUGGAUAAAAUACGACGGCAUUACUCACCUGGAGUGGACUCAGUUACUAGGGCCUAUUCUGCUGUCUGUUGGAGUAACUUUUAUUCUGAUUGCUGUUUGUAAAUUUAACAUGCUUACAUGCAAGCCCUGUAAAGAAAGAGAGGAAAAUACAUCAGACCUUGACCAGACCACCAGCGGACAGUCCUUUGUCUUCACCGGCAUUAACCAGCCUAUAACUUUUCACGGUGCCACGGUGGUACAGUACAUCCCUCCGCCAUACCCACCCCAGGAAGGCAUUGCUGUGAGUCCUGGCUACCUUCACCCGGUACUCAGCUGCUGCGGUGCUGCUUCCUCCAGCACCUCACCGAUUCCCACUCCGGGCUCCUCUCACUUCUGCCCUGCCUACCCCCUGGAUAAUCCAGCUUUUACUGGAGAUGAGAACUACACUACUUAUCCUGCAGAGAAUACCAGGUAUCAGAGGUCAGAUGACAGUUCUGAUGAACCAGAACCGCUGGAAGUCUAUGCCUGUGAUGACUUGUCACCUCCACGUUAUGAGGAGCUAUACCCACUGUCUUCAUAAAAUAACCACAGACAACAGAUGACAAUUUUAAGAGACACCAGCUUUUUAAUCCCAAGAAUCUUUUUCUUUAAACACUUGCGUGAUAAGUGAAUGUGAGCAAGGUCUUGUUACUGAUACACAGUUUAGUAUCACUGAAGAUAUUUAACCAAUCCCUUAUUUUUUUGCCUCAAAAUUCAUUAGCCUUUUGCUAUGCAGUUUAAUAGCAGAGCUAUUAAUUAUUUGAUGCCAAAACUAUUAAUACCAAAGCUAUAAACUCAAGGUUCUAAACCCAUAUUAGAGUUGCCAAAAAAGAAGCCCGAUUUUCAGACUUGCUGAAACCAGUGUG
This is a messenger RNA of Falco peregrinus (peregrine falcon), 1087 nucleotides long. It is a transcript of the gene TMEM174, whose product is annotated as transmembrane protein 174. NCBI's taxonomy places the organism in Eukaryota, Metazoa, Chordata, Aves, Falconiformes, Falconidae. Bases 31 to 762 code for a protein of 243 amino acids. The record is from RefSeq and is a predicted model, not a curated record. The transcript is spliced from 2 exons.